AUGUCCAACACAACCCCAACAACGACCCCACCAUCCGCCAAAAAACCCCAAAUCACCAUAAUCGGCUCCCUAAACAUCGACUUCGUAACAGCAACCCCGCGCUGCCCAGGACCAGGCGAAACCCUCACAGCAACCUCCCUAACCGUCUCCGCAGGCGGGAAAGGCGGAAACCAAGCCGUCGCCUGCGGCCGCUCCUCCUUCACAUCACAAACAACCCAAGAUGUCUCCGUGAACAUGAUCGGCGCCGUCGGCGCCGAGGACCCAUACUACACAACCCUCCUCCAACCAGCACUCGAGAAAUCCGGCGUCGACACAAAAUCCAUUGAACAGUCGACCGUUGCGCAGACAGGGUCCGCAAGCAUUAUUGUCGAAGAAGCCAUCGGCGGCGAGAAUAGGAUUCUCGUUGUCCCAGGCGCAAACCAUGCCGGAUUGCUGAGCGAUGUUGGAAACAUUCUCGCUGCGCUAGAGAGGUACCCGUCUACGCCCGAUAUCGUUGUGUUGCAGGGUGAGAUCCCGCGCAGCACGACGCUGGGUUUGCUGGAGUAUUUCAAUGGUUCUGUCGAGGACCGCGCGAAGGUGGUGUUUAACCCCGCGCCUGUGUUUCCAGAGGGGAUUCCGCUUUCUGCGCUGCGUGGCACCGCGGUGCUUAUUAUGAACGAGACGGAGGUUGUGCAGAUGGCGAGGUCCAUUGAGGGUCUUCCUGUUGGGGAUGUUGUUGAGGGGGAUGGGUUACGGCCUGAGGAAUUGGCGCCGCGGUUCCAUGAGCGGGCGGACGUUGAGAUUGUUCUUAUUACACUGGGCGCGAAGGGGGUUUAUUUCUCGACGAAGUCGGGUCGGAGUGGGCUUGUUGCUGGUGUUAAGGUUGCGAAGGUUGUUGAUACUACUGCGGCGGGGGAUACCUUUGUUGGGUAUUUUGCGACUGCUGUGGCGCGUUUCUUGGCGACAGGACAGAGUAUUGGGGCGUUUGAUGAUGGGAUUGAGGGUGCGGUUUCGAAGGCGAACUCUGCUGCUGCUAUGUGUGUGCAGCGACGGGGUGCUAUGCAGAGCAUUCCCUUUGCGUAUGACAUGGAAUGA
Messenger RNA from Penicillium hordei, 1074 nucleotides. Its product is annotated as ribokinase. The coding region runs from base 1 to 1074 and encodes 357 amino acids. The transcript has a single exon. The record is from RefSeq and is a predicted model, not a curated record. NCBI's taxonomy places the organism in Eukaryota, Fungi, Ascomycota, Eurotiomycetes, Eurotiales, Aspergillaceae. Gene Ontology annotation, molecular function: ribokinase activity. Gene Ontology annotation, biological process: D-ribose metabolic process.